Molecule: messenger RNA, 1767 nt
Organism: Micropterus dolomieu (smallmouth bass)
Lineage: Eukaryota; Metazoa; Chordata; Actinopteri; Centrarchiformes; Centrarchidae
Product: tubulin polymerization-promoting protein family member 3-like
Exons: 3
Coding region: 43-579 (178 amino acids)
Biological process (GO): microtubule bundle formation; microtubule polymerization; positive regulation of protein polymerization
Cellular component (GO): microtubule
Molecular function (GO): tubulin binding
Source: RefSeq, a predicted model, not a curated record
UGGGUUUUUCUUCUCGUCCUGUUCUGCAGAUAUUUUGCCGCCAUGGCAGAGAGUGCCGACAUGGAACAGCUCCUGGCGUCCUUUAAGAAGUUCGCCGUCCACGGGGACACGAAGGCCACGGGGAAGGAGCUGAACGGGAAGAACUGGGCCAAACUGUGCAAAGACUGCAGAAUCGUGGACGGAAAGAACGUCACCAGCACCGACGUGGACAUCGUCUUCUCCAAAGUCAAACAGAAGACGUCUCGGGUCAUCACCUAUGAGGAGUUUCGGAACGCUCUGGAGGAACUGGCCCCAAAGAGGUUCAAAGGUCAAAGUAAAGAGGAGGCGCUGGAGUCCAUCUUCAAACUGGUGGAAGGUAGAGAACCCACCAACGUCGGCGUGACGAAAGUGGCAAAGACGGCGGCGGUGGACCGUCUGACCGACGCCUCCCGUUACACCGGAUCACACAAGGAGCGCUUCGAUAAGAGCGGCAAGGGCAAAGGUCGGGAGGGCCGGGAGGAGCUGGUGGAGAACACGGGUUACGUGGGCGCGUACAAGAACGCGGGGACGUACGACACCAAGCUGAAGGCAGAGAAAUAACCAGGCGGGAAGCAGAGCUGCCUGCUGGGAGCUAACAGGAAGUACUCAGUCUGGACCAAACCCUGAACUUUGACCCCUCUGUGUGUGUGUGUGUGUGUGUGUGUGUGUGUGUGUGUGUGUGUGUGUGUGUGUGAACUGGACACGCUGACCGAUGAGCUGCACUCAGAUCAGAUUGUAAACUCUGGAAACACGUGACAGAAGUAAUGCAGUUUGUAAUAGUAAUAAGUAAUCAGUCCCUCUAAUCAGUCCAGGAGAGAGCGGGACGUGUCCGGAGAGUUCAGUCAGAAUGGCUCAGAGAGUUAUAGGCCACGCCCACACAUCAACAUGAUACUUGUGCUGUGUCUCAGUCCGCGCACUUCCAUACUUACACUUACUAUUUUGAGGGCAUAAGUGUGUUCACACUGAGAAUAACGGCAAAAAGCAGUACACUACCCUGUCAAAAUACUGCACUAAGCAUAUAAGUACAUAGUGUACGCAGUGUACUGCAUGUUAAUAUACUAAAGGAAGUACCCGAGUUGAGACACAGCAUUGGUAUUUUGUGGCGCCCCCUAUGAGUCGUCUCAAACUGCUCUGGCACGCCUCUUCCCAAACUGAAGAAACCCCUCACAAUUAAUGAUGAUUGGAUAAACCGUUAAUGAGUUUUGGCCAAUUUCCUGCUAAGCCCCGCCCUUUCCGAAGAUGCUUUGGUUGAUGGCGGCCAUGUUUUUCUUCCUCAUGUGUACCUCAGUCUUGUGAUGCUGUAUCCCACACUGAUAGAGUCAAACUUAAAGUCAUGUGACUGUUUCCCACAUUAUGCAAAUUAGCUUUUGAUCCAUGAUGGUGGACUUUAUGGUCCAAGAGGAUUUAGUAGAACUGAGCUCGUCGUUCGAUUGGGCCAUUAUUUCUCUGGGAGCACUUUGUUUCCAGCUCAAACAACAGUCAGCGGUGUCAGCGGUGUCAGCGGUGUCAGCGGUGUCGUGAGCUCAGCUCACAGUUUCAGUUGUGUAUCUUUGAUCUGCAAAAGCUUUUUGAUCCACGUUGAACCUGAGAGUCAGGAUAUGUUCUUCUUUGAUUCUUCUAUAUUUCCAUGUUGCAGCUUUGUUCUUCCUCUGCAAUGAUUUAAAGGUUUUGUUUCUGUCCGACUCUCGACGCAGAAACUGCACUGGUUUCUUUAUGAUUGACAUUGAAUGAAUAAAGGCAAAAAACAAA